Guillardia theta CCMP2712 is the source of this 749-nucleotide messenger RNA. RefSeq lists its product as hypothetical. Bases 130 to 705 code for a protein of 191 amino acids. Gene Ontology annotation, biological process: retrograde vesicle-mediated transport, Golgi to endoplasmic reticulum; protein retention in ER lumen. Gene Ontology annotation, cellular component: Golgi membrane. NCBI's taxonomy places the organism in Eukaryota, Cryptophyceae, Pyrenomonadales, Geminigeraceae. The record is from RefSeq and is a predicted model, not a curated record. The transcript has 10 exons.
AGGUUGUCAAGGGCAUAUGCAUCAAGAACAAUAAGCCUGCAAGCAGUGUUACAGUCUUGGGUUCGUGUUCUUUCCUCAAUAGUAAGAUCGGAGCUCCUCGUGAAGGAUUAGUCCUUUGAUUGGUACAAGAUGUCGUUCCCUGCCACAGGAGGACCUCAUGACUUCAGUGAUGAUGGAGGCCUCGAGGAGAGCUCGCCACUCCAGAAGCAGAUGCACCAGCUGUACAUGCGUUUUACCACGCUCAAGGAUUCCACUGCCCCUCAUACUGGUGCAAGAUGGAUAGGGACAGCGGUCCUAUUUAUCAUUUACUGCAUCAGAAUAUUUCUUAUAAAUGGAUGGUAUAUUGUCACUUACGGAUUAGGAAUCUACAUCCUGAAUCUUGGCAUCGGCUUUUUAUCGCCGGCGUCUGAUCCAUCUGCAGAUGGAUCUGUCCUACCCACCAACGAAGCUGAUGAAUUCAAACCUUUUGUUAGGAAGCUGCCUGAGUUCAAGUUUUGGUAUGGGGUGACGCGCGGGAUUGUGAUUGCGUUCUUCAUGACCUUUUUCUCUGUGUUCAACAUUCCUGUUUUUUGGCCGAUUCUCGUUUGCUAUUUCUUCGCCCUGUUUAUCAUGACGAUGCGCCGACAGAUUCAGCACAUGAUCAAGCACAACUACAUUCCGAUUACUCUUGGAAAGCCCAAGUUCAAAGGAAAAGAUUCUACGUAGGGCCUACUAUCUUCAAGAAUCUUAUACACCACAACUUUACUCGU